This is a messenger RNA of Trichoderma atroviride IMI 206040, 1083 nucleotides long. The record is from RefSeq and is a predicted model, not a curated record. NCBI's taxonomy places the organism in Eukaryota, Fungi, Ascomycota, Sordariomycetes, Hypocreales, Hypocreaceae.
AUGGUUCUCGCCUUGACAGACUCCCUGCCUCAGCCAGGCACUACAGAGCACUACAAGGCACUACAGCGCACUACCAGCGCCUGGUUACCAUGGAUCCAGAGGCAGGCCAGCAAGGGCGGCUCUUGUUGCACACGCCACCUGUCAGUGCAGGACGCCUCCUGCUACCAUCUCCGCCUCUUACAGUAUGACAAGAUUGACGCACAAACUGGCACGAGGCCACACAAAACAGCUGCGUGCAGCAACUUGUCUGUCUCUCGUCUCCCGUCUCGUCUCGCAAGCGCGCGACUCAUGGGGCGAAGCUCCUAUUUCCAAAACCCCCCCCACUCCCUAGCAAUUAGCAACGGGCGACGAUGGGGCUUCGAUGGGCCUGUCCAGCGCACCGGAGCUCGCGCGGGGUCUGUCCAGCGUUGUAGGGAAACACACGCCGUCAAUGCACGAGGGUCCACGGGGCCGUCGUCUGUGGUUGGGCGGAACCAGCGCCUUCGACCCAGCUCUCUGGGAGGAUGGUGUGUUACGGGAGCUGCCAGCGGGAGCACCAGCCAGCGACUCCCGUCAAUCCGCACCCAGCCCGUCGGGUCCAGCAGCGGCCGGUCGGGCUUUGGGGCGAGACUGAUGGACAUGAAUGGAGACGGCACGCCGUUGCUGAGCGCACAGCAUGCAGUAGCGCUGCAGCACGUCCUGCGUCUGUCGGCGCAAGGCGCAUGUGCUGGGGUGCGAAUCGUCUGCCGUGCUGUAUCCGUAGGUGAGGGAGCGUUGCUGGCAAGCUCGAAUAGACGUGGCCAGGCCACGGCAAGGUGGGGGGAGGCUCCCGACGAAUCCCGGUUCAAUCUGGCUUCUCAUACACGUGCAACUAACUGUACGCCGCCCGCAUAUGGCGAUUUACAUCGGAAGACAGGCAUUCGUUGCAGAAUGUCUACGGAGGCGAGACAUGAAACGAGUUUGAACCCUCCAGCCUCCAGGCAGCUUUCCGGGCUCAAGCACAUGGCGGUGGAUGAAUUCCCCGACCUGAUCCUGGCGAAGCUAGCACAGCACCGUAUUCUCGUCCUAUCACAAGUCGGCUGCAUCAGCCCGUCUCAACAGUAA